This is a messenger RNA of Knipowitschia caucasica, 1146 nucleotides long. NCBI's taxonomy places the organism in Eukaryota, Metazoa, Chordata, Actinopteri, Gobiiformes, Gobiidae. The record is from the annotation of a GenBank genome assembly.
AUGAGUAUUAUCGAUAUCACGUUCACAGAUUCGUGCAGUGACAGCUCCGUCGCUCCAGGCCGCGCUGAAUUCCCCAUUGACAUGAACGCGGAGAUACAGCGGAGAUACAGCGGAGAUACAGCAGAGAUACAGCGGAGAUACAGCAGAGAUACAGCGGAGAUACAGCAGAGAUACAGCAGAGAUACAGCGGAGAUACAGCAGAGAUACAGCAGAGAUACAGCGGAGAUACAGCGGAGAUACAGCGGAGAUACAGCAGAGAUACAGCGGAGAUACAGCAGAGAUACAGCAGAGAUACAGCAGAGAUACAGCGGAGAUACAGCGGAGAUACAGCAGAGAUACAGCGGAGAUACAGCAGAGAUACAGCGGAGAUACAGCAGAGAUACAGCGGAGAUACAGCAGAGAUACAGCAGAGAUACAGCAGAGAUACAGCGGAGAUACAGCGGAGAUACAGCGGAGAUACAGCGGAGAUACAGCGGAGAUACAGCAGAGAUACAGCAGAGAUACAGCGGAGAUACAGCGGAGAUACAGCGGAGAUACAGCAGAGAUACAGCGGAGAUACAGCGGAGAUACAGCAGAGAUACAGCAGAGAUACAGCAGAGAUACAGCGGAGAUACAGCGGAGAUACAGCGGAGAUACAGCGGAGAUACAGCGGAGAUACAGCGGAGAUACAGCAGAGAUACAGCAGAGAUACAGCAGAGAUACAGCGGAGAUACAGCGGAGAUACAGCAGAGAUACAGCGGAGAUACAGCAGAGAUACAGCGGAGAUACAGCAGAGAUACAGCGGAGAUACAGCAGAGAUACAGCAGAGAUACAGCAGAGAUACAGCGGAGAUACAGCAGAGAGAUACAGCGGAGAUACAGCGGAGAUACAGCGGAGAUACAGCAGGAGAGAUACAGCAGAGAUACAGAGGAGAUACAGCAGAGAUACAGCGGUGAUACACGGAGAUACAGCAGAGACUUACAGCGGAGAUACAGCAGCGGAGAUACAGCAGAAUACAGAGAUACAGGCAGAGAUACAGCGGAGAUACAGCGGAGAUACAGCGGAGAUACAGCAGAGAUACAGCGGAGAUACAGCAGAGAUACAGCGGAAAGCGGGGAACUCCCUCCGGAAGAAGUCUGGCUCAGGUUGAUUUACAUGGAACAGUGA